This is a messenger RNA of Rosa chinensis, 1270 nucleotides long. Its product is annotated as tetraspanin-6. NCBI's taxonomy places the organism in Eukaryota, Viridiplantae, Streptophyta, Magnoliopsida, Rosales, Rosaceae. The transcript is spliced from 4 exons. The record is from RefSeq and is a predicted model, not a curated record. Gene Ontology annotation, cellular component: plasmodesma; plasma membrane. Bases 108 to 935 code for a protein of 275 amino acids. Gene Ontology annotation, biological process: auxin-activated signaling pathway.
UUAAAGCAAUGCCACCCAUUUAAAGAGAAAAGGAACCUGAAUAUAUAUAAGAGAGUACACACUACACAAACCACAAGAACCAAGAAAGAGAGAGAGAGCUAAUCAAAAUGUAUAGGUUGAGCAACACAGUGAUUGGGUUCUUGAACCUCUUCACUCUUUUAGCAUCAAUACCUAUUAUUGGUGGUGGUCUAUGGAUGGCAAGGAGCAGCACAACAUGUGAAAGUUUCCUCCAAACCCCACUCUUAGUGAUUGGUUUUGUUGUGCUAAUCAUAUCUCUGGCUGGGUUCAUUGGUGCUUGUUUCCAUGUCGCUUGGGCGCUUUGGGUGUACUUAGUAGUCAUGCUGUUCCUUAUUGCAACCCUGAUGGGGUUGACUGUGUUUGGGUUUGUGGUUACAAGUCAAGGUGCUGGAGUUGAUGUGCCUGGUAGGGCAUAUAAGGAAUACCAUCUCGAGGAUUACUCACCAUGGUUGAGGAAGAGGAUUAAGGACCCCAAUUACUGGAGCAACAUUAGGAGUUGUAUUUUGGGGUCUAAGACUUGUGCAAAGCUUCUUCUUUGGACUCCUCUCGAUUAUCUUGAGAGGGAUAUGUCUCCAAUACAGUCUGGUUGUUGCAAGCCACCAACAGCAUGCAACUACAACAUGGCAACAACAGUGAGUCAAGACCCAGAUUGCUACCGGUGGAACAAUGCCCCGAAUAUGUUAUGCUACGAGUGUGAUUCAUGCAAGGCAGGAGUGCUUGAAAAUAUCAAGAGGGACUGGCACAAGCUCUCUGUUCUCAACAUUGUGAUGCUUGUUGUCCUCAUUGGAAUAUAUUCCAUUGGAUGCUGUGCUUUCCAAAACACAAAAAGAGCUGAAACCGAUUACCCCUAUGGCCAGAACCGGAUGUCCAAAGUCCGGCCCAGAUGGGAUUACCACUGGUUUUGUGGCUGUGGUUAACCACAAGGUCGGAGGUGGAGAUGGUGGCAUCACAGAAGAGAACAGCUUUACUAGUUGAAGAAAGAAACUCUUAUCUUGUUCUGUAGGUGCUAUAAAAAUAUGGGAUUAUCCUGUUUCUUUUUCAGUGUUAUAUGCAUGGGAAUUGGAGGUCUCAAAAGCCUUCUUUUUGCAUAUACUUCUUUAUUUUAGCUGUCUAAGUUUUGUACAAAGAUAUGGAUUUACUUUUGUUUCAAAGAUCAUACCGGCCACUACAUGUUUUCUAACUUUACUAUUGUAGACUGCCUUUUUCCUUUUGACAAUGCUGUGAAUGUUUUUAAAGCUCUCAACUUAAUUUA